AUGGGGGAGGAACUCGGUUGGCGACACGGUGAUGCCGAUGGUGGACGACCGACGCAUCUGAAGUAUACGACGGUGACGGGAUUCUUCCUCCAGGAUGACCCGACGACGGACCCGUCCACGUUCGACUACACGAAGGUUAACCUGGGGUUGAUCAACCGCACCUAUCCUACCGACGAGCUAUUUGAUCCCCACGGUCGGAGGAUGCAAUGGGAGCGAUUCGCAUACUACGUGGACAGCCUCAAUCGCGAGUGUGGAGGUGGGGUGGCAUAUAAAGUGCUGAUCAUAGGACGGCAUGGGGAAGGCUAUCACAACGUUGCGGAGGCGCAUUACGGUACCGAAGCCUGGGACUGCUACUGGUCCCUCCUUGACGGCGACGGCACGCUCGUCUGGGAUGACGCGGAGCUCACCCCCAUCGGCCGCGACCAAGCGCAGAUCGCGCACGACUUCUGGUCGACCGCGCUGACUGUCGCGAAGAUCCCGGCGCCGGAGAGCUAUUAUUCCAGCCCCUUGCAGCGAUGCAUCCAGACAGCGAACGUCACCUUCGACGGGCUCGACCUACCGGCGACCCGACCGUUCAAACCCGUGGUCAAAGAGCUCCUCCGUGAAUCAAUCGGCGUGCACACCUGCGACCGCCGCCACCCGAAAUCGUGGAUCUCCGCAAACUACCCCUCGGUGUCCUUCGAGUCUGACUUCCCGGAUCUCGAUCCGCUAUGGAAGGCCGACGAGCGGGAGACGUUCAGCGCGCGGGUGGUGCGGAUGGCGGAGCUACUAGAUGAGGUGUUCGAGGGCGAUGGGAACACGUGGAUCUCGUUUAGUAGCCACUCGGGGGCGAUUGGGGCGACGUUGGAGGCGCUGGGACAUCGGGGGUUUGGGUUGACAACCGGCGGGGUGAUUCCGGUGUUGGUUAGGGCGGAGGUCAUGAGGGGAGAGAGGAGGGGGAGGGGGGAGGCGCCGACAAGGCCGCCGGAGUGUACGGUGAAUCCGGGUCGGAUGGCGAAGGUGUGA
Molecule: messenger RNA, 1005 nt
Organism: Eremomyces bilateralis CBS 781.70
Lineage: Eukaryota; Fungi; Ascomycota; Dothideomycetes; Eremomycetales; Eremomycetaceae
Product: phosphoglycerate mutase-like protein
Exons: 4
Coding region: 1-1005 (334 amino acids)
Cellular component (GO): cytoplasm
Molecular function (GO): phosphatase activity
Source: RefSeq, a predicted model, not a curated record